This is a messenger RNA of Limulus polyphemus (Atlantic horseshoe crab), 1417 nucleotides long. Its product is annotated as dnaJ homolog subfamily C member 5-like. Gene Ontology annotation, biological process: regulation of neuromuscular synaptic transmission. NCBI's taxonomy places the organism in Eukaryota, Metazoa, Arthropoda, Merostomata, Xiphosura, Limulidae. The transcript is spliced from 7 exons. Gene Ontology annotation, cellular component: type Is terminal bouton. The coding region runs from base 176 to 871 and encodes 231 amino acids. The record is from RefSeq and is a predicted model, not a curated record.
AGUAGUACCAGACGAUGUGUAAAAGUUGGUGAUGGUUUUGGAAUUGAAAAAUUGAGCUUCGCCUUUACAGUCAUUGUCUGAUUUAUUCUAUAAUGAGAUUUUUCCAUCAGAUAAACAUUUCACUUUGCUGCAGCUGAACAUUUCCCUAUUUACACUGAACUUUCUGGAAGUAACUAUGUCAGAAUCUGUGAGAAAACUGUCGACAUCUGGUGAUUCCCUAUACAAAAUUAUGGGACUUCCAAAAACAGCCACACAAGAUGAUGUGAAGAAGACUUUCAGAAAAUUGGCUUUGAAGUAUCAUCCAGAUAAAAAUGAGGGAAAUCCAGAUGCUGCAGAAGUGUUUAAGGAGAUCAACAAAGCUAAUGCUAUCCUGAGUGACCUGACCAAAAGAAACAUCUAUGAUAACUAUGGAUCUCUUGGGUUAUAUAUUGCUGAACACUUCGGAGAAGAGAAUAUCAACACGUACUUUGUCUUGACCAGCUGGUGGUGUAAGGCAUUGUUUGUUUUCUGUGGAGUCAUCACAGGCUGUUACCUAUGCUGUUGUUUUUGUUGCUGUUGCAACUUCUGCUGUGGCAAGUGCAGACCACGACCUCCUGAAGAUACAGGAAACUACCAUAACUUGAAGGAAGAGUUCAGUGAAGAAGAAAGUGUACCUUCUUCCCCAGUGAUGUCUCAGCCUGUGGGAGGUGAAAAUAAGUCAAUUCCUAUGGUAGAUCCUGAGGAUGGUUGGGACCCCUCUGAGAAGACGACACUACACACCUUUCAGUACUCUACUUACAAGACAGAAGAAGGACCACCAGCACAGUCCACAACUGAAAGUUUUCCUAGUGGACCUCAGCCCUCUGUUUACUACAGUUCACGACCAUUAUAACAAUGAUAAAUAUGUUUGUCUUGCUAUUUAAGAUCAUCAGUUUGUAGUUGAUACUGGUCAAUUUUUUGUUUACACAUAGUUUUUUUAAUAUAUGCAUAUAUGUGUGUGUAUAAAUUACUGCACUAAUGCUUCUCUAUAUUACACCAACAUGGUCUAGUUGAUAAUGUGUGAACUUUAACUACUACAGAAAGACUGAUUUGUCAUAUUUGUAUCCGGGCCACAGUGAACUCACAUUUAAACUACAACCAAUGCAGCAAACAUUUCUUUAAGUUGUAUUUGCAUUAUAAUUCAAUCAGCUUAAUAUUCGUUCUCAUCAUCAACCGUGUGUCGGGGUUGACAAGGACUGGCGGAAGACAUUCUGGUGCUUCUGAAAGCCACAGUCAGGAAGGCUUAAUAUUACAGUGUUCAGUGUCUGUACUGAAUUAGGAAAUUACUACCCCCAUGAAAACAAGAAUUUGCAUACUUAACUUUUUUAUUGGGGAAUUUACUAUGGCCCACCCUGUACAUGUGUAAUAGACACAAAGAUACAGUAAAAAAAUUUUCACA